AUGAGCCAUCCUUACGACCAUCUCCCGGGCAUCAACGAUGGCAGCACCUACGAUCAGGAUUUGACCCGCCAACGUGCGGCAUCCAGCAGCAUCGGGAACCCCUCUGUCGUCAGGGCUCCGGCCAAUAAUAAUAAAAAUAAUAAUAAUGAUAAUAAUGUCCCAGUGAGUCGAGUCGAGACCCCCAGCCGUCCGGCGUUCUUCUCGAGAAACCGGUCCUUGUCCAGAUCCUCCAGCCAGCGCCAAAUGAUAAAGCCCUCGAUCUCUCUCACUCCCUUGUCCAGCUCAACCUCCGCCAAUUCUACAGCCGCUUCCGCGACGCUGACGGUGACGACGACGGGGACGACAACAACUACUACGACUUCUGUUACGAAUGCGGCCGCCAAUUCUCCAGAACGGCGUCUGCCCAGAGAGUCCUCCACCAAACGCAAGGGACCAAGCGCUCGCAAUAAUAUCAAAGGCAGAGGAAUCUCGCGGCUGAUCAUUCCAUCCCUUUCCCACCAUUCGAGUUAUCUCACCUCCCCCAUUGACCUCCAAGCGGCUCCCCCCACGCCUAUGGAGGCGUCGACCUCCUCCUGGGGUAAAUCCCCAAAUACCGCGAAUGCAGGUCCGGACCCGUUCCUCAGCUAUGGCGCGUUAUCAAUGCCAGCUGUAUCGUCAAGUGGAGGUUCAUAUGGCCUGCAGAGCGCCAGUUCAAUCUAUGCUAACAUCCACCAAAUGUCGUCAAAGCGGAUAUCGACACUAGAUUAUUUGCGGAAGGCUCACGAAGGCCGCGUCUACUGGUUCAACACAGUCCACUUCUCAAAAUCAGACCUCUCCCGACUCUCAUACUUCGAACAACGGAAACUCUCCCGCCGCGCAACCAACUAUCUCCUCCUGGGCCUCUCCCUCCCCCCCAUCCUCGACGUCAACUCAACACCAUUCGAAUACCUCCGCGCCUUAAACGCCCUUCUCCUCGAAUUCGAAACAUUCCAACAAGCCCACCCGGCCGACGGGAACACCUCAUCCUCCCUCACCCGCGCACGGAUACCCCACAUGUUCAAACGCUCCGUCCACUCAGGCACCAAGACCCGGCGCACGAGCUCAGCCACGGAAAUCGGACUGCCCAUGCAAACCACCGACCCAUCAGACAUCAAAGCCAUGACGGGCAACAUCGCGACGUCGAUCAAUCCUACCUCCUCGGCCUCUUCCUACCCUUCCAACUCGGACUCCUCGGACCUCCUACCGGGCGAAGAAUACACGUACCUCCUCACGCCGACUUUGCCGUUCGAUCCGGACUUCUUUCAGACGUUUUCGUCGCUGUGCGAUGUGCUGAUUGAUUGCUACACGAGACUUAUGGCGUUGGUUUCGGGGCCGUCUGUUUGCACUGCUGUUGUUGGGGAGAUGUUUAACAAGGCUGAUUCGAGGCUGCGGAAGAUUAUGAUUGCGGGUGUGGUGAGGGAGUUUGAGGAUGCUAGUCGCAGUAAAGUCAAGUCGGAGGCUGCAGGUGUGAGCAAGGUGGUUCUUGGAGGGCUCCUGGGCUGA
This is a messenger RNA of Paracoccidioides lutzii Pb01, 1521 nucleotides long. RefSeq lists its product as hypothetical. The transcript has 2 exons. The coding region runs from base 1 to 1521 and encodes 506 amino acids. The record is from RefSeq and is a predicted model, not a curated record.